Molecule: messenger RNA, 2036 nt
Organism: Megalobrama amblycephala (Wuchang bream)
Lineage: Eukaryota; Metazoa; Chordata; Actinopteri; Cypriniformes; Xenocyprididae
Product: osteoclast stimulatory transmembrane protein
Exons: 3
Coding region: 114-1538 (474 amino acids)
Cellular component (GO): membrane
Source: RefSeq, a predicted model, not a curated record
UAUAUGAGUGUAUUUGGUGCCCAGCUCAAUAUGAGUUUUGCUUUGUAAUGAGCAACCUUAUAAUGUUGAGAUAAAUCCAUGAUCAUCUUCAAGCUUCCUUUUAAAAAACAGUAAUGAUGCCCUUAAGAUACUACAGUCUCUCUUUGUCUUCCUUCAGAGCCUCAGCGAGGAGCAUUAUGGAGAUGCUCUGGUUGUGUUACUCUUCUCCGACUCCUCAGAGAGCAGGUCAUCUGCUCUCUCUACUUGUUCUCUGUCUCUUGAUGGCUGCUGUAACUGCCUCACUACUUUUCCACUGGCUCAUAGACCUUUUGAAAUAUGACAUCCAGACGGCGUUGGUUGCAGUUGGUAUCUAUGCCACAGCUGUGUUUAUCCUGUCAUCUCUCAUCCAUCCGUUCCGAUGUGCCUUCACGCUAAUCUUCCCGACACUGUUUACCCGACAGGGUCGUAAACUGCUCUUAUCCACAUCUGUGAUGAUUGUAGUGCUGUACAUUCUACCCAACAUGGCUGCCAACAUUGCAACUCUAACAAAUGUUGUGAAAUGUGCAUCAGAAAAACUCUCUCAAAGUCUUCUAAGCAGCUCAGAGCUUAUCAACACCAUCAAGGACAAUAUAGUCAGAAACGCAGAGGAGCAAGUGGACAGCAGUUUAAUGCAAACACUACGUGAUUUUGAUCACACCACAAAUAUUAAUGUCUCAGAAGUGAAGGGACGGUUGCAUUUCUUGAGUCAGCGAGUGCAGGAGGAUUUCUCUAAAGUUAAAAAUCAAGUACAGGAUCUGAAGCUGCUAUUCAGCAGAAUCUUUGCCGCUGUUUUUGUUCUCUAUUUGUUUACAGAGUCUGUCAUGUACCUUCGCUCUUAUUUGACGUCUGUAAGAUUUGACAACACGUAUAUCACAGGAGGGCUCAGAAGGAAAGCUGUCGAAAAAGGGAUUGUGGUUGAAGCAAAGGAUGUGAAAAAUGGAGUAAACUCCACCAGUUUCAGAAUAACUAAAAGGGAACUUUUCAAAUGUCUGCCUCCUGCCAUGGUGAUCACUUUGUAUCUGUUGAUGACAAUCUUUUUGAUAGUGCUGGAUCAUUUCUUGUAUUACUUGGUGAAAUCAGGUGGUCCUUGGAUUUCAAACAUGCCAUCCACCAACAUCAGCAUCAACGUCAACUUCAAGGUUGUAACAGAGAAUGGCAUCUGCCAGAUCUUUAGCUCAGACUGUCAGAAAGAAUUGUUCAACUUCAACAGAAAUUACGGAGCCCUCAUUCACUCUGAUCCAAAUGUGUGUGAAGCCCAAUCCAGUAAGCUGAACCCAAGUGUAGUGACGGCGCUGGUGUUCCUCUAUCUGUUCAGCUACUCCCUGUUGCCGCUGGAGAUCUACGCUCGACGCCUUCGGAGGAAAGUAGCAGCUUCUUUCUUCCAGCAGCAGGAGGAGAGAAGGGUUGAAUUCCUUAUUAAGAAAAUUCAAACUAAACAAAAAGAAAGACAAAAUGUUUUCUUUAUAGAAACCAGACAUCAAGAUGAAUAUGUCUCUGGGAUGACAGAUCAGCAUAAAUAAUACACAUUGCAACUUCUGUUUUUUGUCAACUUUAUAUUAUUUUUGUUUUGUUUUUAUUGAUGUUUUUAAUUUAUAUUUAAUUCUUGUGUAUUUGUUCUGUGCUCUAAGGGGCAUGUGAUGUGACCUAUGACACUUUAAAAGGUUAAAAAGACCUCAGUGUUUAACAGAGCGAAAACAGCUUUCUGCUUUUACCUCAUGUUCACAAUCCAUUAAGGCACCAUGUUAGUGCUCGGUCUGGAGGGACUGGAUGAUGGAAAAAUGACAAUGGACAGGAAAUCAAAAGGUCAUACUGGGCAGAAAAAAAAAAUAAACAGUACAUGUUUAGGAGGCUGCAGUGUGUGCAUCAUUAUCAAUGGUUUAUCAUAUGACUGCCUGGUAUAUUAAAUAACUUGUAGAUAAUAAGAAGUUAAAUUGGGAUAGCUCUGUUCUUCUGAAGAAUCUUUUAUCAUUUACUUUCAUUUGACACAAAAGUAGAUAAUAAAAAAAAAAUUUAAUGAA